Brassica oleracea var. oleracea is the source of this 1905-nucleotide messenger RNA. RefSeq lists its product as uncharacterized. Bases 141 to 1661 code for a protein of 506 amino acids. The transcript has 6 exons. NCBI's taxonomy places the organism in Eukaryota, Viridiplantae, Streptophyta, Magnoliopsida, Brassicales, Brassicaceae. The record is from RefSeq and is a predicted model, not a curated record.
AAGUUGCCUUUACACAUUCGUUUCUUCUUCUCUCUCGCACUCUCUUGUAGCCGCAAAGAAAAAAAAACACACACAAACCUCCACUAAUAGGUUCCAAUGUGAGAUAAGAGAAUGUGUAACCGGUUGUAGCUGAACCACACAUGGAGAUGAAACAGUUUAAUGAAGAGAUAUUAUUGCCAAAGAAAGAGCAGAGUCCUGGAGUAGGAGGAGGACAUGAAGAAUGUGUUCUUACCAAUGCUAAUACAAGUGAGGGAAUUUUGACUUCAGUUUCUGGUGGUGAGGAUUUGGAUGUUGAUAUAGUUGUUGAACUUGAUGAAAACAACACAUCCACCACGGAUGAUGAUGAUGAUCCAAACGCUACUGAAUACUCAAGCUCGUUUUCCGACACUUCAUCCGAGGAUGCUGCAGACAUGUUGUGUACUGGACUAACCGAAGAAGCUGAUGUUGAAUCUCAUUAUUGGGAUGAGACUGACUUAGGACCUGCGUAUGAUUCCUUUAGCAGUGUUUUCCAUUUUAGGAAGAAAAGGCUGACAAAUCACUGGAAGAGCUUUAUAAGGCCACUGAUGUGGAGAUCCAAGUGGCUUGAACUAAAAAUUAGAGAGUUAGAGACUCAGGCAUUAGAAUAUCCGAAAAAGCUUGAAUCAUUGGAUCAAGAAAAGCUUGGAGCAGCUAAUACUGAUCCAUCUGUGUUGGAGAAUGGGAUGAAGUCGUUGCCUUUUACUAAUCCUUCUUACAAGAUAAGAGCAGCAAAGAGGAGAAGGAAGCGUAAGAAGGUUGAGAGCACUGAUGAUCUAACUUCAUAUAUGUCUCAUCAUAACCUCUUUUCUUAUAUCGAGACAAAGAGAUUGAGCUCAGAUGGAAUGUCAAUGGCUGCUGAUGACUUUGGUGCUGCUAAGGAUCCACGGGUUGAUACAAAGGACCAGGUAGAUUUAGUUGAUGAUGACUCACUUUUCGACCACCGAGAAGGAGAUAGUGUCUUAGAAGAGGUUCUCUGGAAGAUAGAGCUGGUACAUUCGCAGGUUCUUAGAAUGAAAAGCCAAGUUGAUGUUGUCAUGUCCAAGAACGCAGCGAGAUUCUCUUCCUCAGAGAAUCUGAGCCAUCUUGCUGCAAGCUCUGCACCUAGCCCAACGGUUUCCGCUGGUGGAGAUGUGAUCUCCAUUGGAGCUAAUGCUAUCUACAACUCUUCACAGCAUAUGGCAGACUAUGUUUUUGGAGAGUUAGUGUUCUCAUCAGAAGGAGUGGUUUCUAGCUACGGAGAUGCGUUUCAUAUUCCUGAUAUAAUCGAAAGUACUGUUGGUCUGUUUGCAGAUGCAGAUGUUACAUUACAUCAUCCUCAGAUUGGAGAUUCCUGUGAAGAUAUUUUGGAUAAUAUCUUGAUUCGAAAUGGAGUGGCUGAAGAGAUGAAUGGUGAUUUGAUGGAAACUAGUAGCCAUGAAGAAGGUGAGAAAGGAGAGGAGGGAGAAGGAACUAAUGUUCCACCGUUGCAGCAAAUUCAAGAAACAGAACAAGAAGACAAAUCGUUGUUGCUACAAGAUUCCGUACUAAGAUCAUGUUUAGCUUCUGAGAUGCUUGUUGUUCCUAGGAACAAAAGGACUAGAGGUGGAGAACGUAAAGCGAGUUCUUGGUGCAAGAAGCAUCUCAGUGAUCCUGAAAGCCAGUGAUGGCUGGAAGUAAGCAUCUUAUGAUCAGUCUUUCUUCAUUGUCAAAACCUCAGUAAACUUCUCUUUAGUCUUUUUUUUUUUUACUUUCUUUUCACAUUGUGUGUGUUUGCAGAACAUGCAACUUGUUUUUUUUCAUAUCAUUUUCUUCUUUAGCUUAUUUUCUAUUUUUAUGAUGUUGAUGAAAAAAGUUAGAGAGAAGACACAAACCUUGUGUAAUUAGGCCUUUGAUUACAAGUUACUAUCA